UGUUUUCUUGUAGACAGCAAAAAUUCAAAUAUCUCUCUCCUCUUCUCUCUGCCCGUCUAUGUCUAUAAGCAAGCCAACUCACCAAACUUCUGCAACUUAGCUUUUUCCUCCAUCUUUGUCCUUAUGUUUUUGCAACACUUGUUUAUAUAAUUUGCAUGAGUUGAUGAGUGUGAUCUCUCUCUCUCCAUCCCUAAAACUUUCCACAUUAUCAUACCAAUCCACACACAUUCCUUCAUUUCAGACCUCCAUUUUUCUCACUUGUUCAACCAAAAAAAAGCUAAAAGCUUGGACUUUUUAGCCUCAUUUCAGAAUCCCAAAUGUACCCGUUUCCCAAUUAUGGAUUCUGAAACAACCCAUUUUCUACCAAAAGCUGAAGCUUCUUCUCUCCCCUGUUUUUUGGUGUCUGAUUUUUGCUCUUCCAUGAAAGGAGAAGGAAACCAAGGUGGAAAGAAAAGAAGGCUCACAGUGGAUCAAGUUCGGUUGCUUGAGAAGAAUUUUAAUGAUGAGAUCAAGCUUGAACAUGAGAGGAAAGUUCAAAUUGCUGAGGAGAUUGGUUUGCGGCCUCGUCAAGUUGCAGUUUGGUUUCAGAAUCGAAGAGCUCGAUCCAAAACCAAAAGAAUUGAGAGUGAUUAUGAAUCUUUGAGUGUUGAAUAUGAUAAGCUUAAGAAUGAUUUUGACAGUCUUCUCAAGGUGAAUCAAGAACUGAAAGCAGAGGUUGAUCAACUAAGAGAUAAAUGGGCUGCUAGUGAGAAGAAGAAGAAUUCUUUUGAACCAGUUGAAGUUGAAGCCAUGGAUUCAUCAGUCACAGAACUUGGAAAAGCAAAUACAAAGACAAUGGCUGAAAUUUUGUACAAGGUGCAAUUAGGGUCAUACAGACAGGAAGAAGGUAGCCUAAGUUCAAGCAAAAGUGAUGGUUUUUAUUCUGAGAGCCCCACCAGGGAAAACCAAUCAAAGUCAGGCAAUUUCUUGCAAGAAGAAGAAGAUGAAUUAGGCUACUUAGGGAAACUAGAAGAUGAACUUUCUGCCAAUGAGCUCAUGGAUUCCUUUAAUAUUCUUAGUAAUGCAGUUGAAAAUCAAUCUCUCUGCUUCUGGUCUUAUUGAUAUGAAGUAUAAUUCUCAGUAAAAUGUUUUGGUGUACUGAUGAUUAGUAAUAAAUGAGUGCAAGUGAUGAAUAUCACUUCAUUUACUGUCA
Molecule: messenger RNA, 1192 nt
Organism: Benincasa hispida (wax gourd)
Lineage: Eukaryota; Viridiplantae; Streptophyta; Magnoliopsida; Cucurbitales; Cucurbitaceae
Gene: ATHB54
Product: Homeobox-leucine zipper protein family
Biological process (GO): positive regulation of DNA-templated transcription
Cellular component (GO): nucleus
Molecular function (GO): DNA-binding transcription factor activity, RNA polymerase II-specific; sequence-specific DNA binding
Source: RefSeq, a predicted model, not a curated record